GGUUCCUCUUCUCACCCUUCCGGCCUCUCAGAGUUUGGCGACUAACACGGGUGUGCAUGUUGCUGGUACUGGUAAUCACCACUAUGGCGGUAUUCCUCGUCCUAACUUCUAGAAGAGUAAUCAGGAAAAGCUCGAUAGGUGAUGGGAAAACCAAGCAAGGGUGUUCCUCAGAGGAUGAGGUCACUCAGCUUAAGAAGGAGAAUGAGGAUCUGUGGCGAGCGUUGCUUGGUGACAGCGAGAGCAGUCAGGUAGAGAAGCUUAAGAAGGAAUUGGCGGACCUUCGUGUGUUGGUUGCCGCUAAGUAUACGAAGGAGGAUGAGAUGGUGGCGAUCAGGCAGGAGAUUGAGCAGCUUCGAUCUUUGGCACGUGCUAGGGGGGACGUUGAACGAGAGUUGGUUGACCUCGAGAGUGAGCUGGUUGUGUUGAGAGGGCAGAAUGAGCGAGCACUGAAUGAAGUUAAGUUGUGGAAAGACGAAGCUAUGCGACCUGGUAACAAACGCGGUAACAUAGCUUUGAGCACUCCGGAUGCUGCUAAUCGCGGAACUCCUAGAGCACGAUGGACCGAUUUGGGGCAGGAUGGUGCCGAGAAGUGGAAGGCUGAAUACCAUAAAUUGCAGGAGUUAAGGCGCACAGACUUUGCUGAGGUGGAGAUGUUGAAGAAAAAACAUGCUAUGGUGGCGUCGGAGGUUUUGAAUCUGCAGAAGAAAAUGAGUGAGUUGUCUGCGGAGGAUCGUGAGGCUGACAAGACAGGAGGAGGUACCAAUCUUAAGGAUAAGCUGGAAGCAGUAACACUUCGUUCGGCGCGCAAAGGCAAGAAAGUUACCUCUAAUCGAGAUGGGGUCAAGAAGACCACCGAUCGCUCUUCCUUUGUUGAGGGGCAAAAAAAGCAGCUCAGACAAAUUCGAAAAUCAGGACUGGAAGCACUUUGCAAAGAGGCUGGCCUUGAUUCUGGUAAGGUCGAUCUUAUGAUUGAUGCGAUUGCUGAACAUCGUGCCAUGCAAGCGUUUGGAAGCUUUCCUACAAGGGACAGGGAAACUGUGGUUAUUGACUCUGAAUCCAUGCAGGAGGUGGGUAAUUUUGUGGAUGCCCAUGAUGUCUCGGUAGAGCUCUAGGUCGGAUCCCAGACGCGACCUAUUUGUGGAGAUUAGCUAAUUUAUGUAGAAACC
Chara braunii is the source of this 1166-nucleotide messenger RNA. Lineage: Eukaryota; Viridiplantae; Streptophyta; Charophyceae; Charales; Characeae. The record is from the annotation of a GenBank genome assembly.